Melitaea cinxia (Glanville fritillary) is the source of this 886-nucleotide messenger RNA. Its product is annotated as ecdysteroid-regulated 16 kDa protein-like. Gene Ontology annotation, molecular function: sterol binding. The transcript is spliced from 4 exons. The coding region runs from base 111 to 551 and encodes 146 amino acids. NCBI's taxonomy places the organism in Eukaryota, Metazoa, Arthropoda, Insecta, Lepidoptera, Nymphalidae. The record is from RefSeq and is a predicted model, not a curated record. Gene Ontology annotation, biological process: intracellular cholesterol transport.
AUCAUUAUAAAGGUCGCGGCAUACAGUCCAUCCGCCCGUCCGCCUUGUCAGUCUUUCACCAUCGCGCGAGUCGAUUCUACGUUAGCGCGCGUUUUGACACAACAAACAAAAUGUUGUUUUUCAUUACCUUUGCAGUGUUACUGGCCAGUGCGCAAGCCAAAUUUUACUCGGAUUGUGGAUCGAAACUAGCGACGGUUCAAGAUGUUUUUUUUAAAGACUGCGCUGCAGACGCGAAGGAAUGCGUGAUCAAGAGGAACAGCAAUCUCACUGUAUCUAUCGAAUUCACACCUUCGGUAGAAACCAAGACGCUGGAGGCAGUAGUCCACGGCAUCAUAAUGAACCUGCCAGUACCCUUUCCGCUGCCGCAACCAGACGCUUGCAUGGACAGCGGACUCGUUUGUCCCAUCAAGUCUGGCGAGAAAGUAACGUAUAAAGCAACGAUGCCUGUGCUUAAAUCCUACCCCAAAGUGAAGGUAGACAUCAAGUUGGAACUGAAGAAUAGCGAUGAUGAAGAUUUAGUGUGCAUUAUCAUGGCUGCGAGAAUUAACUGAGUUCCAACUAUCUUAGCUAGUAAUUACUUUAAAGAUACUAUUUUUUUUUUGUAUGUCGCAUAGUUUUAAGUUAUUUCAAAUUAAAAUUUUAAAGCCUUUAAUUAAAACGGGCUUACAAGGUUUGCAUAAAUUUUUUUAAAGAACUUACUGUCCAUAAAGAUUUGAUAAUUUUCUUAUUUCUUCCUAUUAUAUAACUUGUUUAUAAUUUUUUCUUAAUUUACUAAGUAUUAUGAACUGAGCGUAAUAUUUAAAAGGAUUGUAAUGACUUAUAUCAUUCUGUUCAUAACUAUUAUAAUAAGUAAGGAAUGUAAAUAAACUCCUGUGAUUUGCCGCCA